Messenger RNA from Purpureocillium lilacinum, 1077 nucleotides. NCBI's taxonomy places the organism in Eukaryota, Fungi, Ascomycota, Sordariomycetes, Hypocreales, Ophiocordycipitaceae. The record is from RefSeq and is a predicted model, not a curated record.
AUGGCAGACGCCGGUGAAACCAAGACGCUCGAGGCCAAGUGCUCUUGCGGUGAUGUGCACUUGACCUUUGAUGUGCCUGUCAGUCUGUUGCCAUUGCCCGUUUAUCUCUGUCAUUGCAGCUUGUGUCGAUACGCGACCGGGUCUCCGUGUACGUUUCAUACAGCAUUGCCCGAGGGGUUGCUGCCCAAGUUUCUCGGAGACUCGUCCGAGGAGAAGCUUACCUCGUGGUUGUCUCACGAUGGACGCGGCUGCACUUACGACUUUUGCUCGAGAUGCGGGUGUCACGUCGGCGGCGUGAGCAUUGAUCGAAAGCAGUGGACUCCCACCACGUCCAUCUUCACGGACCAUGGACCGGAGAACUUCAAGAUUGGCCAGCACGUCUUCUCAGAGUCGGCCAAAGAUGGGGGAAUCUCUUCGAUGGUCACGCACAUCCGCGGCCAACAGCUGGGAUCCUGGAACCCAGCGGCCGAUGAUCCGACUGCCAAACUUGUCGAGUCGAAGGCUGAGGUAGGCGAGGAUGGUGAGGAGCGCCUCCGGGCCCAGUGCCAGUGCGGCGGCGUGUCCUUCACCAUCCGGCGCCCUACGCAGGCCGUCCUCGACGACCCCGUUCUUUCCAAGUUUGUCUCGCCGCGCGACAAGACGAAGUGGAUGGGACUUUACGACAUUUGCAACGACUGCCGACUCGUCACAGGCACUCACGUCGUCGGCUGGACAUUUGUGCCCCUCAGUCUUUGCGAGCCGCGCAUCGACACGACGCUCAAAAUCGGGACGUCCAAGACCUAUUCGACGUCGGAGGGAGUCCUGCGCUCGUUUUGCGGAACCUGCGGCGCCACCGUCUUCUUCACGUGUACGGAACGCCGGCCGAACGAGGCCCAGACCGUCGUCGACAUUGCCACGGGUAUCCUCCGUGCCCCCGAGGGUGUCAUGGCCGAGAAUUGGCUCACGUGGAGGACGCGCCCGGCUUAUCUGGCCAGCGGCGUCGGCUACGACAAGGGCUUCGGCGAGGCCCUGGAUGAGGGCAUGAAGCGCUGGGCGGUGGACAAGUAUGGGGAGGAGAUCAAUGAUGAGGUCGGCUAG